AUGGAGUCCCUGGGGAGACGCCGCCACCACAAUCAGCCGGGGUCCCUGGAGACGCAUCUGCUCGUCUCGGAUCCACGCAGAACCUCUCGAGACUCUCAUUUUUGUCUAUUCCCAUCGUCAUUCGUUCCGUUUUCUGACAAGGAAUUAGUGAAAAUCAUGAGCGUCGUCUCCAGGAAAAAAUCUGGCCGAAGCUCGAGAGGUUCUGUUUUUAGUCCGUUUUUCAUUUCGGCGUUGAUUUCUUUGGAGACUUAACUUGACUAGAAUUGUAUCAUAAAUUCAGCUAAGAAUUUCGAAAUACGAAAUUCAGAAUACAUUUUUAGGGUUUAAGAAGAAGUGAAAAUUUUUUUUUAUGUUCCUAUGGGAUUUAGAGUGAAAGAUGAGGAGUAUUGCUUUUAUUCGUAAAUUUUUUUUGAAGAUCCCGUGAAAAGUUUGAAGCUUCGAAAUCGAAAUUUUCUUUUUCCGUAUAAAAUCAAGCCAAAAACCAUGAAUUUUUCCUUCGAAGUGUUGUUGAUUUUAUUCUGAUAUCUGACCGCAAUAAGUUCUAAAACAGAUAACAUCCAAUUUUGUGGACUAUAUCGCAGCGAGAGUAACGCUAUACCGCGGGGAAGCCGCGAGCGAUAUCGCUCGCCUCUCGCUGCGACCUCGCAAACGUCUUGCGCUAUAUCGCUCUCUAAAAAAACUUUUUUUCUUCAGAAAUGAAUUUGAUUGAUUUCAUCAUAAAAGUCAAAAAAAUAAAGCAAAAAAAUGUUUUUUUCAAAUUUCAAUUUUUUUGAGAGGGAGCGAUAUGGCAGCGAGACUUUGACGAGGUCGCAGCGACAUGUUGACGAUAUCGCAGCGAGAAGCCUUAACUAUAUCGCGUGCGGCCCGCUGCGAUAUCGGAAAUUAUGUUGGGUGAAUCUAAAACUUGCGAAAUAGUUUCGUUUAUAUUAGACCCUUGAUUUAUUAUCUGUUUUUGUUUUUUCAGAGAAUGAGUCGAGGUCGCCUUCCUUACCGCCAGCGAAAAAGUUUGGUUAUUAGACAAAAAGUGGAAAAAUUUGGUUUUCAGAAUUUUGAUAGAAAUCAAACAGGAAGAGUGCAACGAGGUCUAUGAUAUCAAGUAAGGAAUUUUCGAUUAGUUCAAAAAGUGUCUGGAAAUCUGAUUGCGAAUGAAACAUUUAUAGAUACAACUCUUCUAUUAAAACUGAAAGUUUCUUUCUUAGUUUUGCUUCAAAAUAAAACAUAUUAUAUACUAGUAGCAUUUGCUAGUUUUGGUGUCAUUUUGAAUUUAAUUACAUGGUUUUGUUUUGCAAUUCAAUGUUUGAGGUGUCAAUUGUGCGACGUCGUCUGCAAUUCCAUUGCACAACUUCAGACUCAUACUCUGAAUAGCCAUGCUCCUUCAAUUGAAGAUGUGGGGGGAUAAUUCCUCUUUCAUUUUCUUCCGAGCUACAGAACCCUUCCGGGAGGCAUCCCUUCAACCUCGCGGUCUACUUCUAUGUAUGCGCCUUUAAUAUAAUCGAAGUUUUGGCUAAAUGGAAGGCGCAUACAAACAGGCAGGCCGCGCGCAUCAAAACGAGAGGUUCUAUAGCCUGGAGGAAAAGGAAAGUUGUGCUGACAAGCUGGCGAACGGGUUAUUUUUAUAUAUUAUUUUCCAGAAAACCAAAAAAUCCCAUAUUUCGUGCCAGCAAUGCGACUCCUCCUUUGACUCAUUCAUGCAAUUUGCCGUCCAUAUGCGAAGUCACCUUUCCUCGACAAGUUCAUCUCCGAAACUCACUUGCCCGUUUUGCACCAACCUCACCUUCAGCGAUGUUCAGGUCAACUUUUAACAAUAUUUUGCUUUAUACCGUACUUUAUAUCGUAGUUCGUCAAAAAUAUUAUAAUUCAGUGAGUUUUCAAGAGAAGGGGCCACCCGAAAAUCCGUGAAAUAGUUUUGAACCUUUCUUAGGAAAGCCAGGGAGCUUCCUAUAGGGGUUAGGGAAAAAGCCUCCAUAGAGGACAAAAAGAGUUUUCCUAAUAGAGGUAUAAUUUAGGUGGUCCUGUAAGGGAUUAGAUCCCGACUUCUAGUCUCCUAAAGCUCAAGAUAUUCCUAUGAGGUCUUUCAAUUUUUCGUUCAGAGAUGAAAACUAAAAAGGCAAAAUUAAUCAAAUCACUCUUUCAAUUCAAUCAAUUGAUUUUCGCAACAUCGGGAUGGUAUGGUGAUGUUGCAGGGAGGGAAAAAGACCACUAGGUGGAUUAACUAACCCCACCUGUGAAGAAAAAAAAAGUUUUGUCAUAUAUUUAAUUCAAGUAACGCUAAUUCAUCGAGUGCUUCUUUUCAUAGAGUUCACAAAGAUAAUCGACCUAAGUGUCCCUUAUGGGAGGCUAACUCAACUCUUAUAAAGGCCACUUGGCCAUAAUAGGGGAGGUAAAGUGGUCCCUAGAGGGAAACCUUCCCGAUUUCAGAAAGUUGCCCCUAUAGGGACCAUGCUGUAGUUCCUGAUUUAUAAACAGACUUGGUAUGGAAGAAGUACAUUCAAGUUUAGAAGCCAUUCCAGAGAUCAUGAGUAGUAGGAAAAGAGAAAAACGAAAUCUCCUCAUUUUUUAAGUCUUACUUGUUUGAGCCUCUUGAGGGAAAGUCUAGCUUUAUUAUUCCCCUUGAGACGUGGUCAACUUCCCCGAAACCGUUUUAGCUCAUUAUAUUCGUUAGUGAUAACUUUUUUGAGAAUCAGCGAGUUACAGCCAAAGAAGGUAUUGGGAAAAUAUUGUGCAAAAACUCACUAUUUUGCAGGGCUCAUACUUUCUCAUCAUUUAAAAAUAUUCAAUGAUGAAUUCGACCGUUUCAGUCGCGACUGGAGCACGUGGCAUCCCAUUUCGAAGUCCGAGUACCUCACCGCGUCUGCUCAGAAUGUCAUUUGCCGUUCUCGACGAUUUCGGCGCUGGCCAGUCACUUCACACAGACUCAUCUACGGUUAAAGUACCAAUGCACGGGCUGUCCCUUUUCUUCGGACAGUGAGAAAGGUUUCAGGGUGAGUUUUAGAAAUUCACUGGAGAAAUGAAUGAGCAUCAUUUUUUAUGAAAAGUCACAAAAAAGAAAAUAACUAUAAUUCUAAAAAAAAAUGAUGCUGCUGGAAAAAAAUCCAAACCUUCAAUUUAAGCUAUAGGAUAUCUAAGUCAAAGCUCUUGGGGUCACGUUCACGCUGCAUUUCUUCCUGAAUUAACAUUUUCACUAGAAUUUUGGACCAGAUAUUUUCUAAGUAUGUGUUUUAGGGCUGUUUUAAGUGUAAAAGACUGCAGUUUUUUGUGUUCAAUCAACUCAUGAAAAUUUCAGGAUCAUUGCAAAGACCACAGUUCCGAAGAGAUGAUGUUCACUUGUCGCGUUUGCGGGAUUCCUUUCGCCAAUUCUCAACUCGUUGCUAUUCAUGUUCAGUUGAUUCAUGAUAGGUUUGAAAAUCAUGUGCUUCCUUAUACAUUUCUUUCAAUUCAGAGAAAUUUUCCACUACGAAAAGGACAUCAAAGACACCCGAGAAAGGCGAUUACCCUUGAAGUCUCCUGAAGUUGAAAGCUUUCAGUUAAUCUUUUGAAAAUGGUUUUCCAGUUGCGAUUGAUCCAGUGUUCUGUUUGUGAUGAAGCGUUGCUGGGGGAGGAUUCGUUGGACGAGCACCGGCUAUUGAUGCAUUGCAAGGUAGGAAAAAGACAGGUCGGAAAAACAAGGGCUAGUCCAGAUGUUGGUACGAAAACCUUGAAAAAUAUGUUAAUUUUCCUUGUUCUGUAAGAGACUUAUGUUUUUUAAAAUUUGUUUUGAAAUCAAAGAGAGUUUUUAAAUGUUACUCUGGAGUUUUCUGAUCGACUUUUUGAUUAAGACUAGUUUCACUAUAUGUAGUUUUUUCCCGCUGGUUGCAAAUCUGACCUCAGAAACUGAUGCGGAAUUAUGUGAGAAAAUUUAAAGAAAAUUUUAAACAUUACCUAAUUCAAUCACAUACAAAUGUUGGGGUUUUUUUGUUGGAGGAGAAGGAAAUUUUGAGGCCGCACCACGCUCACAGGGCCUACCAUGAACUUUGUGAAAUUAUAUCGGGGCUUUUUUUUCAAUAAUAAUCGAGUAAUUUUUUUUUAUGUCAGCUCAAGAAGCUUCUGGCUUUUGAAUAUGAAAAUAUUAGCUGUGGAAUAAAAUAUAAAUCUUCGUUCUCUUUUAUUUUAGCAAUGAGAGUAGCCCCUUUGAGUCAAAACUUUGCACGGAAUUGUUGAUAACGUGAAAGAAGUUUUCAAUUUCAGGUGCCUCAUGGCGACAAAUGUGCCGAAUGCCAAGAACCAAUCAACACCCAGGAAGACUUUGUCGAGCACUGCCGUCGCCACGCCGAAGACCUGGCGAUGCGUUGCCCCGUCUGCCGCCAGUCGCUGAGGUCCGAGACUCAGGUGCACGCCCACAAGAACUUCCACAUGGUCGGCGGCCCUCCGAUCACCGCCAACUGUCUCGUCAAACGGGAAGUCGAGGAAGAGCAGGAUGAAGUCGAGGUCAGCGAGGAUCAGACAUGGCUUUUUCAAAGGUCGUCAUCACUUUCACCCAAAUCCUCUUUCAUUGAAGUCAGUAUCACCGUCCUGAGAUUAAAAUAGCUUUUAUUUAUGACAACAGCACCUCUUUAUAGCUUGAAAAUAACGUUUGCUCGUUAUUUUCGUGAACUUUCGUAGGUCAACCCCUAACUGAGAUCUUUGCUUGCCCAUGUUGGGUGAGUUAAUAAGGGAAGAGUCUAAAUUCCUCUUCCAAAAUUUCAUUUAAAUGAUAAAUACUUUGAAAAGUUUCGAAGAUAGAAAUUAUAUGGGUGUCACCAAAACAAAGAAAUACAGGAAUACAGCGAGAAUUAACAAAUUAGACUGUUGCUUUCAAAGUCCUUUUUGACCCUUUUUUGGUUCUCAGUACUUUUGAUCGCAUCUCGUUAACGUUUACUCAGAGGUUUCAGAGAACUAAGUCGAGGUUAGAAAAGUUUCCACUUUACAGCUGUUUUAAGCGAUAAAAUUAGUGAAAAGAAAGGAAUUCGCUUCAAAGAAACCUUCAAAAAUUUUUUUAAAUAGUCAGUUUUCUUUCGAACUCAUGAAGAAUUCAAUCAGAUUUUCCGCUAAAUUUUUUUCCCGUAGAAUCAUUGUUUUUUUUAUUUUUUUUACAAAAAGCGCUGAUAUUAUAAACAAUUUUAGAUUUUUUUCGAAUUAAGAAAAAUAUUAGAAAAAAAGGAAACUUGGGCUUCGGUCUUUCUGCAAAGUUCGAGAAUUUAGGUAGUUGUCAGAUUUAAUGUUGCUUAUCUCAGAGGUGGAUGAAAUGAGGGGCCCUCCCGGGCGUAACAUGCCCGCCUCAGCCAUCAGGCCUCUGAGAAGAAAUGAGCCGCUUCAUUAUGUGUCGAUGGCGUAUAAUACCACGUUGCAAAAGUAGGGCGAAAAUGGUCAUUUUUGUUCAUUUUUCAUUAAACUGUGGAUUUCGCAUUUUUCCAAUAAUUUUUUUAAUUUUUCAGUGGAUAUGAUGUCCAGUUGAAUUUUUUAUGUGAAGUACGGUUAUAUUUGUUUUUUUUUCUUUAGGCGAAAUGUUCCAGAUUUAUGGUUACGAACCCGCUGACUAGUGAGAGAAUAAAUUUCCGUCGCCACCAAAUUGGAAAUUCGAAAAACCUUGUUCUAAAGCUUCGAAAACGACGAUUUUGCAAGAUUUUAGAAGAUUCCAAUUUUUUCGCGUUCUUUUUCUUCCAAUGGCGUUUUUUUGCCAUCGUGGCUUUGGCCCCGGGCGCCCUGGGCAGCGACUUAUUAAGAAAUGGCCAUGGCUGCCUACGUCGGUUUAGAAAUGUAAACGUUUUAAAACGCUUAGGGGCGCCAUUUCUCCACCUCUGGCUUAUCUGACUUUCACUUUUAAAAAGUGGAAUUUGUCAUUUCUUCCGCCAGACGCUCUUAUGGAUAGCUUCUCAAGUGAGGACUUUCCAUUGAGCAGUGAAGCUUGAAAAAACGUUCCAAAUUGAUCGAAUCAACGAAAAAACAUCGAAAGAGAAGAAAAACACGUUGCAGCGACCGGCGGACGAGCGGCGGCAGAUCAGACGAUCCCUAAAAUGCGUCAGGUGCGACAUCGCGUUUAACGACGUCGCCAAGUUCGACUCUCAUAUGAAAUUGCACGGAACGACGUCGUCGCCGCGACAAUCUGCGAACCCCGUCGCCUGCGAUGAUUUAUAA
Molecule: messenger RNA, 6150 nt
Organism: Caenorhabditis auriculariae
Lineage: Eukaryota; Metazoa; Nematoda; Chromadorea; Rhabditida; Rhabditidae
Source: the annotation of a GenBank genome assembly